CGGGUUGGGACUAAUUAUAAAGUGGCGCGAGCCUCUGCCAGCCCACCACGGCGACGCGAGGCAGGCGCUCGGAGCCCGGCCCCCAGCGCGGCCCCGCGGCAAUUGGAGGACCGCGACGAGUGGUUCCUGGCGCCCGCGUUCUCCAGCCAGUCCUGCUCCAUCCGAAAAGCCGCAACCCCAUGGCGCGGUUCCUGAGACUCUGCGCUUGGCUGCUGGCGCUCAGCCCCGGGCUCCUGGCCCCCGUGCGGGCGGAAUGCAGCCAGGACUGUUCGUCGUGCAGCCGCCUGGCGCACCCGGUCGACAUCAACCCCCUGGCUUGCACACUGGAAUGUGAAGGAAAACUGCCUUCUCUCAAAACCUGGGGAACCUGCAAGGAGCUUCUGCAGCUCUACAAACUGGAGCUUUCCCAAGACCACACCAACACCCUCCAAGAAAAUGGCAAACAGGAGGAGAGCCAUUUGCUGGCCAAGAAGUAUGGGGGCUUCAUGAAAAGGUAUGGCGGUUUCAUGAAGAAAAUGGAUGAGCUUUAUCCUGUGGAGUCAGAGGAAGAGGCCAAUGGGGGUGAGGCCCUGGCCAAGAGAUAUGGGGGCUUCAUGAAGAAGAAUGCAGACGACGACGCCCUGUCCAACUCCUCAGAUCUGCUGAGAGAGCUGCUGGGAACAGGGGACAAUCGCGAGAGCAGCCACCACCAAGAGGGCAGUGAGGACGACGGAGAGGUGAGCAAGAGAUACGGGGGCUUCAUGAGAGGCUUAAAGAGGAGCCCCCAACUGGAAGACGAAGCCAAAGAGCUGCAGAAGCGAUAUGGCGGCUUCAUGAGAAGGGUGGGUCGCCCCGAGUGGUGGAUGGACUACCAGAAAAGGUACGGGGGCUUCCUGAAGCGCUUUGCCGACUCUCUGCCCUCAGAUGAAGAAGGUGAAAGCUACUCCAAAGAAGUUCCCGAAGUGGGGAAAAGAUACGGAGGAUUUAUGAGGUUUUAGCAUCCCCUCUCCUCGGUGACCCCGGGCCCCAGCAAGCCUUCCUCUCUCCCCCAGUGACAGACUGCCUCGUUCAUUGUGGUUUAUUGUCAUGUGUUACUUGCAUUCCAUAGUUUGCUCUAUUGACUGGAUAACUAUACAACCUGAAAGGUGUCAUUUCAGGUUCUGUGUUCUUUUUAGAGUCUUUUAAACUCAGUAUUAGUCUACUGCAGUUGUGUCGUUUUCGGCUGAAAUAAUUGCUGUUACCUUCUCCUUUAUUUUCAACAAAAACAUUAAUAAAUGCUUACGUGUAUAUAGAUAUAAUAAACCCAUUACCCCAACUGCA
This is a messenger RNA of Choloepus didactylus (southern two-toed sloth), 1299 nucleotides long. It is a transcript of the gene PENK, whose product is annotated as proenkephalin. The transcript is spliced from 4 exons. Gene Ontology annotation, molecular function: opioid receptor binding. Lineage: Eukaryota; Metazoa; Chordata; Mammalia; Pilosa; Megalonychidae. The record is from RefSeq and is a predicted model, not a curated record. Bases 180 to 977 code for a protein of 265 amino acids. Gene Ontology annotation, biological process: neuropeptide signaling pathway; chemical synaptic transmission; sensory perception. Gene Ontology annotation, cellular component: neuronal cell body; plasma membrane; axon terminus.